Equus caballus (horse) is the source of this 823-nucleotide messenger RNA. Its product is annotated as ferritin light chain-like. Gene Ontology annotation, biological process: intracellular iron ion homeostasis; iron ion transport. NCBI's taxonomy places the organism in Eukaryota, Metazoa, Chordata, Mammalia, Perissodactyla, Equidae. The record is from RefSeq and is a predicted model, not a curated record. Gene Ontology annotation, cellular component: cytoplasm. Gene Ontology annotation, molecular function: ferric iron binding; ferrous iron binding.
AGGGAUGCCCCUUCUUCCAGCCUCCGACCACCCGCCAACUGUUUUUUCCAUUGCAGCUUCCAGGACCAGGUCCUCUGCUCCCACCAACACCACACUUUGUGCUUAGCUCCUUAUUGCCGACCAACCUUGAGCUCUUAGAUUCAUCAGAAUUAUUCCACCCAGGUGGAGACGGCCGUCAACCAUCUGGUCAACUUGCAUCUGUGAGCCUUCUUCACCUACCUCUCUCUAGCUUUGUUUCCACCAUGAGGAUGUGGCUCUGGAGGGGCGUGGGCUGCUUCUUCUGUAAGUUAGCCAAGAAGAAGCCCGAGGGCUCUCAGCGUCUCUUGAAGACACAAAACCAGCACGGUAGCUGUCCCUUCUUCCAGGACAUGCAGAAGCUAUCCAGAACUAAGUGGGGUAAAACCCUGGACCCCGUGGAAGCCGCCAUGAUCUUGAAGAGGAACUUCAACCAGGCCCUUUUGGAUCAGCAUGCCCUGGAUACUGCUGGCACGGACCCUCAUCUCUGUGACUUCCUGGAGAACCACUUCCUAGAUGGGGAGGUGAAACUCAUCAAGAAGAUGGGCAACCACCUGCCUUACCUCUGCAGGCUGGCUGGCGCCCAGGCUGGACCGAAGGAGUAUCUCUUUGAACGGCUCACUCUCAAGCAGAACAAGGAGUCUCUGGAGCCCAGAGGCCUUUGAGGGGCCCCUCUGGCAUCCCCCUUGUGUCAGGCCUUCUAUCUGAGACUCUUCCUGCAGCCACUAGGCAGGUUUUUUACCACCUUUUAGCCCUCUCACAAGCCAUGGAGCAAAUGGAAACAAUAAAGCUUUUUGCAACAACAAAA